Molecule: messenger RNA, 630 nt
Organism: Schizophyllum commune H4-8
Lineage: Eukaryota; Fungi; Basidiomycota; Agaricomycetes; Agaricales; Schizophyllaceae
Exons: 3
Coding region: 1-630 (209 amino acids)
Source: RefSeq, a predicted model, not a curated record
AUGAAGAUGCAGCUCAUCCCCUUUGCUCUCGCGUUCAUGGGAACGUCCACGACCGCCAAGAUCCUCAAUGACGGCACAAAGUUCGCAUACGGCAAGGCCUUCGAUAACAAGGUCCAGUGGCAGAUGGCCGGCGUCCUCGAAUCCCCCUGCACCGGCGACUUCGCCAAUAUCGGCAUCUCCGACUGCUACCAAUUCUCCCUCUCCGCCGACGGAUCCAAGAACCUUGAUACCAACCACCUCGACUCGCCCCGCCAGCGCAACGAGUUCCGCUGCCCCAAUAACGCCGCGGGCGAGACGCACACCUACGAGUGGAAGACGCGCAUCGCGGGGGACACGGGCACGAGCAACAACUUCUUCCACCUCAUGCAAAUCUUCGACCAGGAGCAGGGCGGGCCGAUGCUCACGCUCACGGCGCGGAAAGGCAGGGUAGGCGUGGAGAGCGCGAGCUUGUGUGGGGAUGGGUGCGCGAGCACGGAGUGGGGGAAUUAUACGGACAAGACAGUGCAGCAUACGAUGAAGAUCACGUUUGGACCUAAUGGUUCGAUGGACUACAACGUCGAGGACGCGGACACCGGCGAGAGUCUCAUCUCUCAGUCGCUGAAAGGUGCUUUCGGCAGCGAUGCUACCUAG